Striga asiatica is the source of this 1486-nucleotide messenger RNA. Lineage: Eukaryota; Viridiplantae; Streptophyta; Magnoliopsida; Lamiales; Orobanchaceae. The record is from the annotation of a GenBank genome assembly.
UUUCUUCUCUCUCUGAUGUCUUUUCUCUUUAGUUCAUGAUUUGAUUGUGUAAUUGUGUAUAUAUAUGUUUCUCUCGAUAUUUAUGUUAUUUCAUUAGUCCAAAUGGGAAACAAUUGUCCUACAUGGAAAAUUUCCGAGGACGGAUUUUUCGACACGAUGACUCACAACAACAACAAAGCGAAAAACCGCGUAGCCCCUACCAAUUUUCUUAUCAAUCCUCCUCAAACAAUCGAGAUCAAAAGUCGAGACACGAAACAGUUACAGCCAGCCAUAAAGCCCAAAAACCCCACAACAAAUACUAAAAAACCAAUAAGCGCCGGCCUUCAAGCCGACUCCAUACUCGACACCAAAACCGGCUUCUUCAAAGAGCACUACACAUUAGGCGACGAGCUCGGCCGAGGCCAAUACGGAAAGACAUUCCUCUGCACGCAAAAGAAAACCGGGAAAAAAUUCGCGUGCAAAUCGAUCGCGAAAAGGAGACUUCUAACACAAGAGGACGUUCAAGGCGUGAGGAGAGAGAUACAGAUAAUGCGCCACCUGGCAGAAAAUCGAGACGUUAUAUCGAUUAUGGGUGCUUACGAGGAUUCUGUGGCAGUAUAUGUAGUUAUGGAGCUUUGUCGAGGGGGAGAGCUUUUCGAAAGGAUUUUGAAGCACGAUUUUUAUUCGGAGGAAAAAGCUGCCGAGCUUACUAGGAAGAUAGUUGGCGUAAUCGAGAAGUGCCAUUCGCUAGGUGUCAUGCAUCGGGAUUUGAAGCCCGAGAAUUUUUUGUUUGUUGAUGAUGACGAGGAUUCGGAUUUGAAGUUGAUAGAUUUUGGUUUGUCGGUUUUUUUUAAGCAAGGGAAAAAAUUCAGUGAAGUGGUGGGGAGCCCUCAUUACAUAGCACCUGAAGUGCUUUGUAACUAUUAUGGACCGGAGGCCGAUAUUUGGAGUGCCGGAGUUAUAGUGUAUAUACUUCUAUGCGGUGUUCUUCCAUUUUGGGGUGAUAGUGACCAAGAAAUAUUCGGAAAGGUUUUGAAUGGCGAUAUUGACUUCUUGUCUGAUCCUUGGCCGAAUAUCUCUGAAUGUGCAAAGGAUUUAGUGAAGAAAAUGCUAGUGAGGAAUCCGAAAAGGCGAAUAACCGCGCAACAAAUUCUCCGUCAUCCUUGGCUGCAGGUGAAUCAGAACAAAAUCGAUAAGGACAAUCAAUAGUCUUUGUAAAACCGAACAAUAAUCCGAGCAAGAUUAAUCGAGAUGCCGAUCAAGAUGGUAAUUGUAUAAGCAAAUACAGAUUGUAACUGAGUUUGUGGCCAUGAUAUACAGAUUUUGGUAUGAAUUACGAAUCAAAGUAAGUAGAGCAAUCAAAUUAGGAAGGCAGAGCCAGUUUUGUUAAUAUGAGAAUUUUGCUAUGCAUGUGUAUUAUAUGAGAAAGUUGUUUUAUUGUGACAUACAUUACUUGUUUAAUAAAUAUGUUGAUAGGCAAUAGUAUUGUUCUAAUAUUCAAUUUAUA